This is a messenger RNA of Oryctolagus cuniculus (rabbit), 594 nucleotides long. The record is from RefSeq and is a predicted model, not a curated record. NCBI's taxonomy places the organism in Eukaryota, Metazoa, Chordata, Mammalia, Lagomorpha, Leporidae.
AUGACUAAGAAGCUGAAAGGAUCAUUUUAUGAGGCAGGAUUCGAAGAACUAAACAUGGAGGCCUGCACUAAAACUUCUACAUGGGGAUCGUCUUCCAACGUGGCCGAAGACAACUCUUCAAACAAGAAACUAUCAAAAAAUCAUAGGUGCAGUUGCACAACAUUCACAGAAGAGCAACUGAAAAUCCUCAUCAAUGCCUUCACCAAAAACCAUACCUGGCUGUGCUACCAACAAAAACUUGCUUCAGAAAUCAAGACUGAAGAGUCAAGAAUCCAGGUUUGGCUUCAGAAUCGAAGAGCAUGGCAUGUAUUCCAGAAAAGACCUGAACUUAAGCAAGCUUUGGGAUCAAGCCAAGGCCAUGGAGAAGACUGUCCUCAAGAACAGAUUCUAAACCCCCUCUCCCUAGAUCCUCCUACUGUAGAAAGAGAAUCCAGACGGUGUUGUACCAACUGUAGCUCCUCUCAAUUGCACACCCUCACCAAGGCAUUUAUGAACAACCCUUACCCAGGAAUUGAUUCCAGAGAACAACUUGCCAAAGAAACUGGGGUUCCUGAGUCAAGAAUCCAAAUUUGGUUUCAGAAUUGGGAGAGAUAG